UUACUUGCUGAAGAGUCAGAUCUCUACCUUGAUGAAGUUGUGACAUGGCUAGCUUUGACAUGUAACAUCAGCAUUUCUGUCUCUACACUUUGUUGCAACCUCAAGGAAGCAGGGCUCACAUGGAAAUUACUCUACAAACUUGCUGUAGAGAAGGAUAAAGAAUGUUGUCAUGAAUGGAAGGAGUCAAUGCAAACAAAUUUUACUGAUGAUGAGUCAGAAUUUGUUUUUGUAGAUGAGGUCAGCAAGAAUAAGAUAAUAUGGGCUUGCUAG
Suillus bovinus is the source of this 270-nucleotide messenger RNA. RefSeq lists its product as uncharacterized. The annotation marks the transcript as partial. The record is from RefSeq and is a predicted model, not a curated record. NCBI's taxonomy places the organism in Eukaryota, Fungi, Basidiomycota, Agaricomycetes, Boletales, Suillaceae. The transcript has a single exon.